CAAGAACUACUCAACGCGUGAUUAGAAAUGCAAAUGCAUUAUUGAUGUUCCCUACACCUCACAGCCAACUGUAGAAAUUCUUCUUUCACAAAAGUGAGAAAGAAAAACAAAAGAACCUAAACUUGAAAUCCAUACAUGGCUUUUGCAGGGCUCAGCCCUCAUAUAUUAUAACGCACCGACAGUUCAAUCCCCAUGAAAUUACAGUUAGAUAAUCAUCCAACGAUGUUCUACUUAUAAACCAUCACACCCCAGAAUAAAUAUCAGAAAAUUGAAGUCCUUGAUCUAAGGAUGAAAGUACAUUAUUUAGCCCGGCGUUAGUGUUUGGUAUUCAUUUUGUACUUACUGCUUAACCCUUUUAAUCUGUCUUCCAGAGAGAUACUUCGGAGUUUUCCACGAUUGAUAUCUGUGUUUAUGUUAAUUGGACAACCAUACUGUCUCACUUGCGUGUAAAUUCGCCGAUCAGCUUCUGUUGGGAGAUGGCAAAUGGUUCCUACUCUUUCACUCCGUUCGACUUCAGUGGAAUCCAAGGUGAUUAUAGUCCUCUUGAUCAACAAUACUAUGAAAAAGAGGGAGCUAAGAUGAAAGAAAAACAAGACCCUUUAUUCUCAAUGGAAGAGUUGGGAGGGGUGUAUCCUUUAUGUUCUGAAUAUGGCGCUUGUCAGGAUGAUACAGCCAACAAAGGGUUACAGUAUGUCUUUAGAGAUCAAGAAGAGCCGCAGCCGCAACCUCUCAAAUCAACUUGCUUGACAUCUGAUGAAUGUGUUGGUACUUGUUUCCCAGCACCAGCACAAGCAAUGCAGGAAGUAAAGAAUUAUGAGAAUGUUCCCAAAUCUAGUAAAGAAUUGUCACAUCCAUUUACUCUAUCAUCUUCUUUGGAGCUGCUCAACAAUUACGGAAGUGGUUUCAAGAGAUUAAAUCUGAACCAAGUGAACAACGCGAGCAAUAGUCAAACAAAGUUAUCAACCGAAGAGAUCAUGAGGGUAGCAGGAGCAAGAUACAUACAAUUUUCUGACCAAAGGUAUGACGAUUUCUCUAUGCUUAUGCACCCUUUUGGUUACGCUCUUUCCGGCCUAUCUGAAGAAGAAACAAGGGACGUGGAACUUGCUCAUCUUCUUCUGGCUGCGGCGGAGAAGGUAGGCUAUCAACAAUUUGAUCGAGCAAGCAGACUGCUCAGUCGCUGUGAAUGGAUUGCAUCUCAGCGAGCCAAUCCAGUUCAAAGAGUUGUUUACUGCUUCGCUGAAGCUCUUCGGGAAAGGAUUGAUAAGGCCACAGGGAGGUUCAUACCAAAGGAAAGGACAGAAAGCUAUGACAUUCCUGACGGGACAAGUCUCCACCUUGCUUGUCUUAGUUUUCACCAAAAUGUUCCUCUGAAUCAAAUAACACAACUCACAUCGAUCCAAGCUAUAAUGGAAAACAUUGGAUCUGCCCGGAAGCUUCAAGUCAUUGAUCUUGAAAUCAGGAGUGGAGUUCAAUGGACAGCAAUGAUGCAAGCUCUUGCAGAGCGCCAACAGCGUCCCCUUGAACAUCUUAAGGUAACUGCACUAGGCUUAACUGGCAAAGGCAAGAAGAUAGAGGAGACAGGUAGGAGCUUAGAAAGCUUUGCCAAGUCCAUGAACAUCCCUUUCACUUUCAAGGCAGUUUAUGUAUCGUGCAUGAAAAAUAUCAAAGAGAAGCUAUUCGAAAUUGCAGCCGAUGAAUCUUUAGUAGUUGUUUCUAACAUGUUUCUGAGGACGCUGAUCUCAAGCCCUGAAUGUUUGGAAAAUUUAAUGAGGGUGAUAAAAAAUCUUAAGCCGUCAAUAAUGGUGAUUAAUGAAAUUGAAGCCAAUCACAAUUCACCAAACUUUGUGAACCGUUUCAUUGAAGCAUUAUUCUUCUACAGUGCAUAUUUUGAUUGCCUGGAGACCUGCUUGGAUCACAACAAUGAGCAUAAAUCGAUAAUCGAAGCACUCUACUCUCGUGGAAUACGAGAAACCGUGGCGAUGGGGGACAAUGAAAGGAUCAGUAGAAAUGUGAAGAUCGAUGUUUGGAGAGCAUUCUUUUCAAGAUUUAGGAUGGUGGAAAUAGGAUUCAGUGAGUCAGCAUUAUACCAAGCCAGCUUGGUCUGUAAGCAAUUCGCAUGUGGAAGUUCAUGUAGUCUUGACAAGAACGGAAAGUGCCUAAUUGUGGGAUGGAAAGGAACGCCAUUGCAUUCUCUUUCAGCUUGGAAGUUCUGUGGAGAUAGACUGGGGAGGUUCUUUCCUAAUUAUAGAUUCUAAAAAAGGCCUAUACAUGUGUAAUUGCCUUUCUUUUUCUCUUUUUUUAUAAGCUUUAAUUUUCUCUCUUUUAGUUCGUCAAUUUCAAGUCUUUACUGUCUAAAAAGACUUCCCAUUUUAUGAUCCUGAUCACUAAUAUUCCUUCUAACUGUAGCUUUUCCAAUUUGGGGCUUCAAUCCCGUAACGAAAUUAAUAUUGCUACAGCUUUAGGAGCAAUAGUGCAUCAAAAGGUUUAACUUAUUUAUCCAAUAUCCAUCAAGAUUUUCAAAUGUAUGUCGAGCCGCUUUUAUA
Messenger RNA from Ricinus communis (castor bean), 2543 nucleotides. RefSeq names its product DELLA protein RGL1. Gene Ontology annotation, molecular function: sequence-specific DNA binding; DNA-binding transcription factor activity. The record is from RefSeq and is a predicted model, not a curated record. Lineage: Eukaryota; Viridiplantae; Streptophyta; Magnoliopsida; Malpighiales; Euphorbiaceae. The coding region runs from base 477 to 2255 and encodes 592 amino acids. Gene Ontology annotation, cellular component: nucleus. Gene Ontology annotation, biological process: regulation of DNA-templated transcription. The transcript is spliced from 2 exons.